AUGGAGACCAAGGCGCUCGACGGGGUGCUCCCUCUGCCAUCCGGCUCAGGCAGCGGUAUCGGCUCGAACCUCUGCGACUUGUGCGGGAGCAGCGGGAUAUUGUCGCCCGCAACACUGGCGGUACUGGCAGUGUCGUCGGCGGCGGCACCGUCCAUGCCCUGCGUCUCUUCGACGAGGCGAGCCCGAGCCGUUCUUGGACUUGUCAGCACGGAGCCGACGUCUCUUUCAUUCACUCAUCUCGGCCUCGCGUUACAUUCUCAGCCCAAAUCUUCCUGGCAUGAUCCGCCUGUCGGAGCAGCUCUUCUGCGACUUGCUGAAAUCCGGCUAAAAUCUUGCACUCGGGACUCCGUAGUGGGCCUGUUGUUGUACCGCAAGCGUGCUCUGACGCAGCGCCGUCUCAAGCUUAUCUUGGAGCACAUGUCUUUCCGCGCCGCCAGACAGCCUGCAGCGUCCGGUCACAGGGCGGGAUCGUCGUCCGUCAUUGACAGCGCCCAGCCGUACGAGAACUCGAGCCCAGACUAUUCCUAUCACCCGGCCAAAUUGCCAUUGGCGAGUCUUACAACACAACGCACCCGCCAGCGGCGGCCACCGUAG
Molecule: messenger RNA, 594 nt
Organism: Phanerochaete carnosa HHB-10118-sp
Lineage: Eukaryota; Fungi; Basidiomycota; Agaricomycetes; Polyporales; Phanerochaetaceae
Exons: 3
Coding region: 1-594 (197 amino acids)
Source: RefSeq, a predicted model, not a curated record